Molecule: messenger RNA, 2039 nt
Organism: Myripristis murdjan (pinecone soldierfish)
Lineage: Eukaryota; Metazoa; Chordata; Actinopteri; Holocentriformes; Holocentridae
Exons: 5
Coding region: 389-1312 (307 amino acids)
Biological process (GO): positive regulation of GTPase activity
Molecular function (GO): guanyl-nucleotide exchange factor activity; protein binding
Source: RefSeq, a predicted model, not a curated record
CGAGGGGACAGAGCCAGCUGGAGUACAAGGAAAACAGACUAGACUGACGUGUACCAAAAAUAGAGAUAGUGGGAGAGCAAUUCUGUUUUUCACAAAAAAAAGACAGUUGUUUUAAGAUUAGUUGGGCGUGUGGCGGCGCGUUCCUGUGGAGAAAAGGUGAGAUGCAAUGUAGGGCAAACAGGAAGGGACAGGGAGCAGCAGGCUGCCUCCAGCCAGCUCGGCUCAUGGUUGCGAAGACUGGCAGCGCAGGACAGAAAUCUGGCAAGAGAAAAAGCAGAAGGAGAACAACGGUGGCUAAAACAUCAGUGAGAAGUGGUGCCUGUGCUGCAUGAAGAUGUCAACUUGAGGUGGUUUUGCCAGACACAGUCCACAGACAGGACGGAGCAGGAUGGGACACCCCAGUAUGCCACUCACAUACACAUACACACGUUCACACAUGGACAAACGCAGAUCCAGCCGGCUGCAGAAGUCUGCACCAAAUGACAAUGUGAGCAACGCAUUAGGGGCCAUCAGAGUCCUUGGCAUUGAACUGAUUGAAGAUGAACUCAGGCCACAUCUGAAUACAGUGCUGACCACCAUAAAGGAGAAGAAGAAAGGCGCUGCUGAGCAGGUGGCCAUCAGUGGGAUUCUGCCAAUUCUGGCCCUGUGUCUGAGGAGCAAAGGGGCUCUCACCCUGGUGACCGCAAAACUAGUGUCUGAGCUCGCCAAGGAGUCUGUGGUCCGUAAAGGGUUUGCUGAAGCCGGCUUGGUGUCUGCCCUGCUGUUUGUGCUGACCGGCGCAGACCAAGAGUUGCUCUUUCACGCAGCACGGGCCAUCUCUCGCAUGUCCUAUAACAGCUUAAAGCAGCAGGAGCAGCUCCUACGACAAGGCGCGGUGCCUCGCCUCAUUGCCGUCCUGCUGCGUUUUCCCAACAACGAGGCCCUGGAGGAGGUGUGCCUGCUGGCGCUGUGUAACCUCAGCGACAUGGGCGAGGCGGAGGAGGCGGGGAUGAUCUGGGAGAGGGGUGUGUCUGUACGACCAGAGGAGAUGGUCUUCCACGGCGUCUCUCCUCAGACGUGUGGCUUCAGCUCCUCGGUGACCCUGGUCCGUGUGUCCCAGUGGGCGCCAGGCCAGUACGCCGUCAGCAUUGAGGUCUUCCAGCGCUGCUCGUCCUCUUUCUGGAACUGUCAUGCCAACAAACGGGCUGCUGGUUGGUUCCCGCUGUCCGGCCUCGGCGGCUGCUCCAAUCUAUACAAACUCAUCAAGUACUCUGCAAGAAAUGUUCCUCGGAAACGAAGUCUGAAGACUCGGGUGUUCCAUACUCUCCUUUAACAGCUCAAAGGCUGCAAACAUGGUGGCCUACCUCGACUACAACCCAGAGAUGACACAACUCUCUUUGGAUGAGGUUGUUUGGAGUUUGCAAACUCUGAGACUCCCUGCAGAGACCAAGACAUGGUUUCAGGGCCCAACCUGAGAACCAUGGGUGAGGAGGACACAUUCAACAAUAUAUUAAUCUGCCUGAUCCAAGCAUGCUGAUACAGCUCUCCUGUCAAAUCAAAUGUCAGACUGGAUCAUGCCAAUUAUAAGAAUGCAGUUUAUACAUCCAAGUGAAAUUAUGAGCAGCUAUUGAUGGGUUUUCAUUGACAGGUCACAUCAUAGCUCUUGGAUUUGUUGAAUCAGAGAUGUGGUCACUAAUAUCCGACUAAAAAUGAAUGAGAAUUUUGAUUCUGAAAACCAGAAAGCCUGAAAAAAGGACAAAAAGGAAGGAAUGGUACAAUAAAAUUAUUAGUGGCAAUAUGUGAUGCUCAGCUACUCAUGCACAAGUGCUGGUUCACUGUAUACAGAAAUCAUUAAUUUCUACUCAAGGCAGUAAUAUCAAUCUUUUUUUUUUUUUUUUCAGUGUAAGUCAGUACUGUAUUGUUUUUGUUUUUGAUUAUGGCAGAGUUGAUGACAACAUACAUUUUUGCAUUUGGACACCUUGGACAUAAAAAGUGGACUUUGUCAAUGUAAAACGUUUUUUAUACAGGGGGGUGAAUAAAGUAAGGAAAAUGCCUCACAA